UUCCCGGCCGGGGCGGAACUGGAGCGGGGCGCCACCGGAAGCGGAAGUGGGAGCGGUGGCGGAGCGGGAUGGAGGAGCCCGAGAUGCAGCUGAAGUUACAGACAAAUUCACAGAGAGCAUGUAUGUGCUGGCCAACGAGCCCUCCGUGGCCCUGUACCGGCUCCAGGAACACGUCCGGCGAUCGCUUCCAGAGCUCGCUCAGCACAAGUCCGACAUGCAGAGCUGGGAGGAGCAGAGCCAAGGAGCCAUCUACACCGUGGAGUAUGCCUGCAGUGCCAUAAAGAGCAUGACCGACAGCAGCGUGUACUUCAAGAGCAUUGACAGUCUCCUCAAGCAUGCCAUUGCCAUGAAGGAUCAGCUGAACGCCGCUCAGGGCCGCAGCACUGUUGCCCCACAAGCCAAGAAUCCUCCAGGUAGUUCCUGAUUUCAAACAAGACUGGCUGUCCUCUGCCUUCUUCUCCAGCCCAGCUCCAUGUUUUCCAACCACAUGGAAGAAUAAGAAAUCUGCUCAGUCUGUGAAGCUGCACAGAGGUGUGUGCCUGCCUGUCUGUUCCCAGUAACAAGGUGCUGCACCUGAGCAGUAAAAACCCUGCCACUGGGGUCAGAACUGCCUUUGGGGGAUGUUUUGGGGAGCAGUCGUAUCCUUUCCCACAGUGGGAAUGGAAAGGGGGUGGUUCUGCAUUUGUCCUUUCCAGUUCUUUUUGAUGGCGGACUGCUAGGAGGCAUUUUUCUUCUCUAACUGUUGGCCACAGAAAUAUCUCAGAAAAACUAGGUCUUCUUUCAGUAUUUUGUAGAUGGCUGUGUCCAGACUGAAUGGAGGCACACUUCAGCCUUGUUCAGGGGGUGUUCUGCAAGGAGAGCUUUUUGUGUGUGUGCCAAAAAGUCGCUGAGUUUGGUCUUAGGGAGAACAAUAAUAAAAAGGAAAAACAA
Molecule: messenger RNA, 930 nt
Organism: Meleagris gallopavo (turkey)
Lineage: Eukaryota; Metazoa; Chordata; Aves; Galliformes; Phasianidae
Gene: BORCS8
Product: BLOC-1 related complex subunit 8
Cellular component (GO): BORC complex
Source: RefSeq, a predicted model, not a curated record